Molecule: messenger RNA, 1032 nt
Organism: Cladocopium goreaui
Lineage: Eukaryota; Dinophyceae; Suessiales; Symbiodiniaceae
Source: the annotation of a GenBank genome assembly
AUGCUGCACAUGCUAGCAACCUCUAGUGGAGUCUCACCACGUCUCGAUUCUCAUGUUGCCCUUUCUGUGUGUCUGCUUGGUCGUUGGGACGAGGCUGCAGUGGCCAUCAUCAAGGCAGCCUGUGAUCCAGAAAGGGCUGUCCGUGCGCUCGGUAGCAAUCUCAGUUCCAAGGUAUUGCAGGAUCGGCUCUUCGCUCGUGGAACGACCCUGCCCGCAGCCCAAAGGCGACCUCGGCUUGUCUUGGAGGAAAGUGAAGGGUCAACGAGUCAACGAGUCAACGAGUCAAGGCGAGGCCAUCACAAGGAUGUUCCCUUGAUGAGCAAGGCCCAGGCUGCCAAUGACGUAGAGGCGAAGCGCUCUUUGCAGCGGGAGUUGGAGCAAGACAUGCACAAGGUGCUUCGGGCAAAUGAUCUUUGCAGGCCCACAGCUCGCAUUCAGGAUUUUCUGCCAUUGCGCCUCGAUCUGACGCGUGUCUUCAACGAUGUUUCUGGUUUUCAUGAAGGUGUCACUCCCAAGACUCCAAGGGGAAGGCCGCCAACAGCUUGGUGGAAUUCGGAGGUGGUUGCUCCAGCGUCCGCCCGUGGCAGAGCACCUUCCAGCGGCGAGGACUCAAUGGACAGACGAGCCCGACGAUUGUACGUGGCUGACUUGAUGACGCCGCGAACGGCUCUAAGUUUCAUGCCGCAGGGAGAGGAAAAAGAUGGAGUGCUGAGUCCUGUGACACUUUUGCGUCCAUUGUGCGAAGUUGGAUGCCAAGAUGAAGGCACACGUGGUCGGCCAAGUUUGGGCAACAUCUCCGACAUUUCGGUGUCAAGUGAUGAAGACGACAUUCGAGCUCGUCUCAGCGAGGAGCUUCGCCAGAGAGUGGACAAGCAGAAUGAUCAGGAAAACCGACAGGUCUUCGACAAUGUGGAACAAGCACUGCACAAGGAGGAUAUUCAAGGCGUUCAACCUGGCCAAGGCCACCUCAUCCAAGCAGGUUGGUGCCCUUUGGCAAAUCCUGAGCAUUGUAUGCAUACCGGCCGAGAUUAA